Molecule: messenger RNA, 3005 nt
Organism: Erigeron canadensis
Lineage: Eukaryota; Viridiplantae; Streptophyta; Magnoliopsida; Asterales; Asteraceae
Product: alpha-xylosidase 1-like
Exons: 3
Coding region: 32-2812 (926 amino acids)
Biological process (GO): carbohydrate metabolic process
Molecular function (GO): hydrolase activity, hydrolyzing O-glycosyl compounds; carbohydrate binding
Source: RefSeq, a predicted model, not a curated record
CCACCACUAACCCAAACACCACCCACCCACAAUGGUGUCUUUUAAAAUGACACCCAUUUUUCAUUUUAUGAUAAUAUUAGUAUUUUUAUGUGUAACAAAUGUGUCUUGUGCAAAAUCUAGUACAACUCCGGUCGCACCACCCACCAAGAUUGGCAAUGGCUACCGCUUAGUGUCACUACAAGAGUCAUCGGAUGGUGGGCUCGUGGGUCACCUUGAGGUUAACCAGAAAAACAAUGUUUAUGGGCCUGAUAUCCCUCUCUUGCAGCUGUACAUCAAGCAUGAAACAGAUGAACGUUUGAGAGUUCACAUAAGCGAUGCACAACAACAACGUUGGGAAGUGCCAUACAACCUUUUACCAAGAGACCAGCCACCGCCGUUAUCCCAGCCCAUCCACGGGUCACCCCAAAACCCGAUCACAGUGUCCGAAUACUCAGCCGGGGAGCUAACAUUCAGCUACAUUUCCAACCCGUUCUCAUUCGCCAUAAAAAGAAAAUCAAACGGCGAUACACUUUUCAACUCAAAUUACAAUGCACUGGUCUUUAAAGACCAGUACUUGGAAAUAUCAACGCAUUUACCAAAAAAUGCGUCAUUAUAUGGGCUGGGUGAAAACUCCCAGCCCCACGGGAUAAAACUGUAUCCAAAUGACCCGUACACAUUAUGGACUACGGAUCAAUCCGCUAUUAAUCUAAAUAUGGAUCUUUAUGGGUCACACCCGGUUUAUAUGGACUUAAGAAAUGAUGGUGAAAAGGCUAAUGCACAUGGGGUUUUAUUGUUAAAUAGUAAUGGAAUGGAUGUUUUUUACACCGGUCAUUCUUUGACUUAUAAAGUCAUUGGGGGCAUUUUUGACUUUUACUUCUUUUCGGGCCCAACACCGUUAGCAGUUGUGGAUCAAUAUACCCAGCUUAUUGGUCGGCCUGCUCCUAUGCCAUACUGGUCCCUUGGAUUUCAUCAAUGUAGAUGGGGGUACCACAAUCUUUCUGUGGUCGAAGACGUAGUCGAGAAUUACAACAAGGCCAACAUCCCUCUAGACGUUAUUUGGAACGAUGACGAUCACAUGGAUGGUCACAAGGAUUUCACUCUCAACCCGACUGCUUACCCUCAGCCCAAACUGUUUGAUUUUUUGAAGAGGAUACACGCCCGUGGUAUGAAGUACAUUGUCUUAAUAGACCCUGGAAUCGGCGUAAAUUCAACUUACGGGGUUUACCAACGAGCCAUUGCUAAAGAUGUUUUCAUAAAAUAUGAGGGCAAGCCUUAUUUAGCCCAGGUAUGGCCCGGGGCUGUUAACUUCCCUGAUUUCCUUAACCCUGCCACUGUUGAUUGGUGGGGUGAUGAAAUCCGGAGGUUUCAUGAAAUGGUCCCUGUUGACGGGCUAUGGAUUGAUAUGAAUGAGGCUUCAAAUUUUUGUUCGGGCUUGUGCACACUCCCUAAAGGGCAAUGCCCAACUGGAACUGGUCCGGGUUGGAUAUGUUGUUUGGAUUGCAAGAAUAUAACCAGCACAAAAUGGGAUGAUCCGCCGUAUAAGAUAAAUGCAUCUGGUACACAGGUUCCUAUUGGGUACAAGACUAUAGCUACAAGUGCGGUUCAUUAUAAUGGUGUUAAAGAGUAUGAUGCUCACAGUAUGUAUGGGUUUUCUCAUGCUAUUGCAACUCAUAAGGCCCUUGAAGCACUUGAAGGGAAACGCCCAUUUAUUUUGUCGCGGUCCACUUUUGUUGGGUCGGGUCAUUACACGGCUCAUUGGACCGGUGACAACCAAGGAACAUGGAAUGAUAUCAAGUACUCAAUAUACACAAUGUUGAAUUUUGGUAUUUUUGGGAUUCCAAUGGUCGGGUCAGAUAUAUGCGGGUUUUACCCACAACCAACAGAAGAACUCUGCAAUCGUUGGAUUGAAUUGGGUGCAUUUUACCCGUUUUCAAGAGACCAUGCAAAUUACUAUUCUCCAAGGCAAGAGCUUUAUCAAUGGGAAACAGUAGCAACAUCAGCUCGUAAUGCUUUAGGUAUGCGGUAUAAGCUACUACCUUACUUGUACACUUUGAUGUAUGAGGCACACACCACGGGUGCACCUAUCGCACGACCUCUCUUUUUCUCGUUCUCAAACAUCCCAGAAUUGUACGGGUUAAGCACACAGUUUUUGCUAGGUGACAGUCUAAUGGUGUCACCAGUUCUUGAUCAGGGUCGAACAAAUGUGUCAGCCGUGUUUCCUCCUGGAACAUGGUACAGUCUGUUUGACCCGAGUCACGCAAUCAUUUCAAAAGGAACCCAAACGUUCGUCCUAGAUGCCCCAUUACACGUGAUAAACGUCCAUUUAUAUCAAAACACCAUUUUACCAAUGCAAAGGGGAGGUAUGAUAUCAAAAGAAGCAAGAAUGACCCCAUUCACCCUCAUAGUAACCUUCCCAGUUGGGGCAACAGAUGCACAAGCAACAGGAAAGUUGUACCUCGAUAACGACGAGCUUCCUGAAAUGAAACUCGGGAAUGGUCAGUCAACUUACGUUGACUUUACCGCGACUACUUCCAAACAAAUGGUAAAAGUGUGGUCAAAUGUUCAAGAGAGUAAGUUUGCACUUCAGCAGGGUUUGUUUAUAGAGAAAAUUACUGUAUUGGGCUCGGACGGAGUUGGGGGACAGUUUUCAGUUGAGGUCGAGGGUGAGUCAGACGUUUUGGAUGCAUCGAAAGUUGAGUUGGUUGAGACCGAGCACAAGUUUGAUGUGCUGCAAGCAGGUGACAGUAAGAAAAGUGUGAUGGUGGAAGUUGGAGGAUUGAGUAUACCAAUUGGGAAAAGAUUUACAAUGUCAUGGAGAAUGGGAGUUAGUUAAUUGUUAGGGUUUGUUUUGAAAUUUCUCAUUUCAUUUGGACCUUUUUAGUCUUUUAGAGUGUUGUUGUUGGCGAAUUUGACUGAAAGUGAGGAGCCAAAAUGAAAGUGCUUUCUCCUUUUGGAAUUUGGUGGAAUUAAUCCGUUUUUUACUUCUUUUUUAGAAUAUUAAAAAAUGCACAAGUAUUGUUUCACUA